AAACUUAACAAAACCAAAAAAUUUCCCAUUUCCAUCGCAAAUUUCACGAUUGCAGCAACGAUAGUAACCGUAAUCGAAUGAAUCCGGAAUUACGUUUACCAAAUAAGCCGUACAUCUCAUAUUCCAUUCAUUUUGGCGAAGAAGCUCUAAAAGUUGAUUGGAUUAAUAGGUUAACAGUAUUCGCCGACAAUGUCUUACAGUAUUAAAAACACCUUCGCGACUUUACCACGAACGCAGAGAGGUCAGCCGCUAGUUUUGGGUGGCGAUCCAAAAGGGAAGAAUUUUUUAUACACAAAUGGUAACUCGGUUAUAAUUAGAAAUAUAGAGAACCCAGCAAUUGCCGAGAUCUACACAGAACACUCCCUUCCUGUCAAUGUUGCCAAAUACUCUCCAAGCGGCUUUUAUAUUGCAUCGGGUGAUCAAUCUGGAAAGAUUCGUAUUUGGGACACCGUUAAUAAAGAGCACAUCUUGAAGAAUGAGUUCCACCCGAUCGGUGGACCGAUUAAGGACAUCGCCUGGUCGCCGGAUAAUCAACGUAUGGUGGUCGUGGGCGAGGGUCGCGAGCGUUUCGGGCACGUUUUCAUGUCCGAGACCGGUACGUCGGUCGGCGAGAUUUCCGGACAAUCUAAGCCAAUUAAUUCCUGUGAUUUUCGUCCGACGCGCCCGUUCCGUAUAGUGACGGGCUCGGAGGACAACACUGCCGCCUUUUUCGAAGGACCGCCCUUUAAGUUUAAGAUGACGAAACAGGAUCAUUCGCGUUUUGUGCAAGCCGUUCGUUAUUCACCAAAUGGUAAUUUGUUCGCAUCGGCCGGUUUCGAUGGGAAGGUGUUUUUGUAUGACGGAACAUCGUCCAAACUGGUAGGUGAGGUUGGUAGUCCUGCUCACAGCGGAGGGGUAUACGCUGUCAGUUGGAGUCCCGAUGGUAAGCAGUUGUUGACCGCCAGUGGUGAUAAGACCGCAAAGUUGUGGGACAUUGAAACUCGCCAGGUUGUGUCAGAGUUUAUCUUAGGUUCUACUGUCGAUGACCAGCAGGUUUCUUGUCUGUGGCAAAAUCAGUAUUUGCUCACCGUUUCACUGAGCGGAUUUAUUAACUAUUUAGAUGUGAAUAAUCCCGCGAAACCAUUGAGGAUUGUGAUGGGGCACAAUAAACCAAUCACCGUUUUAACGUUAAGUGAAGAUAGAAGCAACAUUUUUACUGGGUCGCAUGACGGUUUUGUUACCAACUGGAAUGCCAACGACGGGGAGAAUAUACGAGUUAAUGGCGCCGGGCAUGGUAAUCAAAUUAAUGGAAUGAAAGCUGUUGGAAAUACGCUUUAUACAUGUGGUAUAGAUGAUUCACUAAAACAGAUUGAUAUAGAAGGUAAUACAUAUACAAAGGAAGACGUGCAUCUCGGUUCACAACCACGAGGAAUGGACAUAACCAAAGAUAAUAGUACAAUAAUAGUCGGUAGCGUUAACGAAAUUUCCGUUAUACAAAACGGACGCGUGGUUAACGUUACGAAAGUAAAUUACGAACCGUCUUCCGUCGGCAUUUGCUCGAAUGGUCACGUCGCAGUCGGCGGCGGUACCGACAAUAAGGUACACAUUUUCGAACUGAACGGUACCAGUUUAACUGCGAAAACCGAUUUGAACCAUACUGGUGCGAUUACCGCCGUCGCGUAUUCUCCGGAUGACAAAUACUUAGUGGCGUGCGACGCUAACCGAAAACUGAUAUUAUACACCGUCGAGGAUUAUAAGCCCUGCCCUGAACAGUGGGCGUAUCACAAUGCCAAAGUGAACUGCGUCGCAUGGUCGCCAGAUUCGUUACUAGUAGCAAGUGGCAGUUUAGAUACAAGUAUCAUUGUAUGGUCGAUCGAAAAGCCAUCAAAACAUCUAGUAAUUAAAAAUGCACACGCUCAAAACCAAAUAACGCAACUGUCGUGGUUGGAUAACGAGACGCUGGUAUCCGUCGGUCAAGACUGCAACACGAAGAUAUGGAAUGUUACUCGAUUCUAGGCUUUUACAAAUUGCAUUUACCCGGGUGUUUGAAAUGAUAAAAAUUAUAAUAUUGGCGGUAUAUUUUGAUAUUGGACUUACUGUACUAUAAUAGCGAGGAUUUCUUCGCGGAUGAUACCUGUUUUAUUUAUAAAAGGAAAAAAGCAUUUACAUCGUUUGUACUAACAUUUUUGUACUCGAUUUUAAUAAUUUUACAAUCUACGAAUUUUAGUGCAUAAAUGUCAACUAUUGUGAUAACUGUCGGCAAUGGUUUGAUUGUGUGUAAUUUGACUUGUAGGUAUAUGGAAUGUUAAGAACUGUAGAUUUAUUUAAUUAUUAAAGAAACACAGCUUUA
This is a messenger RNA of Photinus pyralis (common eastern firefly), 2329 nucleotides long. RefSeq names its product actin-interacting protein 1 (gene flr). Gene Ontology annotation, cellular component: cortical actin cytoskeleton. The record is from RefSeq and is a predicted model, not a curated record. The coding region runs from base 190 to 1995 and encodes 601 amino acids. The transcript has 10 exons. Gene Ontology annotation, biological process: locomotion; sarcomere organization; positive regulation of actin filament depolymerization. Gene Ontology annotation, molecular function: actin filament binding. Lineage: Eukaryota; Metazoa; Arthropoda; Insecta; Coleoptera; Lampyridae.